This is a messenger RNA of Marchantia polymorpha subsp. ruderalis, 1372 nucleotides long. The record is from the annotation of a GenBank genome assembly. Lineage: Eukaryota; Viridiplantae; Streptophyta; Marchantiopsida; Marchantiales; Marchantiaceae.
UUCUGAAAAUGAGUCAUCGACAUAAACGUCGCCAACAAGGCUCAUCGUUGAAUGAGUGGCAAGCAUGCAGACUGUUAGCCCACCAAAACAAGGCCUGGUAUGACAGUGUCCUAACGACAGUAAAGUAACUGCAGCAAAAAUCUUCCAGUCCUAUCCGGCGCGACCUCCUGAACCAAUGUGAACUCGUCACAUGGCUGUGGAAACAGCGAACAUUAUAUAAUGGUACUGCCUCUUGGUUAUAUCCUGUCAGAGGCUAAAGAACAUCAACAUCCGAGCUCGACAUUCCCCGCCCUCUUUCAGGAAUUUCAAGCGAGAUUGAGUUUGGAAACCAGGGCUUGUAAGAGCAUUUCAUCGAGGAACAGACCCACUGCAGACACAGUCGAAUUGCAUUCAUGGAGAAAACACUAUUCGUGGCAGCUUUCUGUCUAACUCUGUUACCCUUGACUCAGGCUCUCUACUUCAACACCACCCCAACGACAUGCAAAACGGUCUGCGAGUCCGAGCAUUGCAAAGACCCAGUUAGGCUAAAAUAUGGAAAGUACUGUGGAGUCGGAUACACAGGGUGCAGUGGACAAUCUCCCUGUGAUGGCCUCGAUGCUUGCUGCCAAACGCAUGACAACUGCGUCGGAUCUAAUAAUCUCAAGAACUACGUGGAUACGCAAUGCAGCAACGCUCUACUGAAUUGUGUCGAAACUUGGGAUGCUUCAAACAGUGCCCAGUUCGCAGGUAAUACUUGCCCAAGAGAAGACGUGGUGAACACUAUAUCUGGCGUCAUGAAGCUGGCCACAAUUGACGGGCGCCUGGGAAAUGCUGCAACCACUGCAACGACUAUCCUUUCGCCCAUCUCCAUUCUGGGUGCUGUUCUCUUCAUUCACCUUUUCGUGUACCAAUAAGCGAGAAACUCGAUCAUUGGCCUCUAAAUCGGCAGGAAGAUGCUCAAAUCACCGAAGCCUCGUCUCACCUUCUUCAGAUGUUAGGGAAUCAUGUAGACAUAUCGAAGGCAAACACAAAUUGAAUAUGUUUGGAUGUGUUUCAAGUGCACCAGACAAUAUCACGCUUAGAUCCUGCACGUGCAUUGAAUCCAGUCAAGAGGGAUGGGUGUGUGCGAGCACAAUUUGAAGAUGACUGCCCUCAAUCGGGUCCACAGCAUAUUCUAGAGGAAAUGGAUAUGUUUAGUGCAGAAACUGUAGUGUUUUACUUUACUGCUCACAAUCAUCAGUACAGAUCAUCAAUCAUCUGUAUUGAGCUUUCUUCUGAUCUUGUGUUGGAACUGUAGGCAAGGCUGAGACUGUAAAUACGUGACCGCCGAGUUACAUACUUUGAUAUUACAUAAACAUUGUGACAUAAACCAACUGAGACAUCCUAUAAUAAG